Messenger RNA from Neoarius graeffei (lesser salmon catfish), 464 nucleotides. RefSeq names its product NADH:ubiquinone oxidoreductase subunit A2 (gene ndufa2). Lineage: Eukaryota; Metazoa; Chordata; Actinopteri; Siluriformes; Ariidae. The record is from RefSeq and is a predicted model, not a curated record. The coding region runs from base 50 to 352 and encodes 100 amino acids. The transcript is spliced from 3 exons.
AAGAAGAAGAAGAGGGGCGGUAUCAGCUUGGGGAAGGUCGGACAGUAAGAUGGCGGCCUCCGCACUGCGGGUUAUCGGUUCGAAUCUCACUAAAAACCUGCGCGAACUUCGCCUCCAUUUGUGUCAGACUUCAGCAGCCAGUGAGGGCGCGAGGGAUUUUGUACAGCAGCACUAUGUGACCCUGAAGAAGGCGAAUCCUGGGUUUCCCAUCCUGAUCAGAGAAUGUUCUGGUGUUCAGCCUCGACUGUGGGCGAGAUACGCGUUUGGUAAAGAGCAGAGUGUUCCUCUGGACAACAUGAGCGCUGAUCAGGUGGCUAAAGUUCUGGAGAACGUCAUCAGUGUCAAAGCCUGAGAUGUGUUCUUCAGCUUCCUCGAGUGUGUGUGUGUGUGUGUGUGUGUGUGUACCUGUAAUUAAAGUGUUUGUGAGUUAAGAAAUCUCUCAAUAAAUCUUCUUUAUGAUGUAA